GCUUCAUUACAGUAAUCACCAGCCAGACCCAAAGAGAGACAAAUACAGCAAGAAGCAGCAAGCAUCUUGUAACGGCUGCCUUCGCUACUUCCUAUUUUCAGCAUUCGAGAUACCAGCCUUCGCUGUGUGCGUUUUUGCUUUGAGUUCACGAACUUAUUUCGACCCCCCUCCCCACCCCACCAAGUCAACAUGAAAGUCGUCGGAUCUACCUGCGCCCUGAAGAGCAAGGUAAGCAGCGAGGACAUGGCGAGGUGCUUGUCAGAGCAGAGCCUGGCCAUCUCCAAAUGCAAGCUGCCGCUGCUGGAUGAGCACAUGAGCGUCUUCCUCGACAUGAACGGCUGCUACAGCAAACUGAAAGAGCUGGUGCCCACUCUGCCGCCCAACAAGAAGGCGAGUAAGAUGGAGAUCCUGCAGCACGUCAUCGACUACAUCUGGGACCUCCAGGUCGAGCUGGACUCCCCGGGGUUGACACGGGCACAGGGCGCGAACAACUCGCCGCUGACCCGUUCACCGCUGACCACCCUGAAUGCCGAAUUAGGCAUUACCGUUGAGAAUGGCUGCGCAGAUGACAGGAUCCUGUGCCGCUGAGUUCUCAUCAGUUGGUGACGAGAAGAGUAAACUUCUUAAAGGAAAUAAACUGAACAUGGUGUUCUCGAGCGACGGAUCAUCACUUCUUUCACCUUGACCUAAUAUGGAAGUAGAAAGCGUCCUACAUUAGAUGCGUGUAAAAGACUGUCAGCGCGAAUUGACAAAGGGGGUGUUGCCCCGUGAACACCACACCGCUAAAGAGCACACUUUCCGCCCACCGGCCAGUUAAGCUGGCACCCGGGACCUCGCUUCUGUACCCGUAGCUUGCGGCAGCAGUAGCCGCUCCUUCAGAAACUGGUGUAGUUUCCAUGAACAGAGUAUCGCAAUGACCGUCCAGUGGGUGCUUCAUAUUGACUUUUACAAGACAGACUUUUUUUUUUUUUUUUUUUUUUUUUUAAGUUUUAC
Messenger RNA from Polyodon spathula (Mississippi paddlefish), 993 nucleotides. Its product is annotated as DNA-binding protein inhibitor ID-1-like. The record is from RefSeq and is a predicted model, not a curated record. Gene Ontology annotation, cellular component: nucleus; cytoplasm. The transcript is spliced from 2 exons. Gene Ontology annotation, molecular function: transcription regulator activity; protein dimerization activity. The coding region runs from base 190 to 588 and encodes 132 amino acids. Gene Ontology annotation, biological process: cell differentiation; negative regulation of transcription by RNA polymerase II; circadian regulation of gene expression. Lineage: Eukaryota; Metazoa; Chordata; Actinopteri; Acipenseriformes; Polyodontidae.